GAAGAUAUUGGGUUCGUUGCUUGUUUCAGUCUUUCGUCCAUCACGAUGCGCGUUCGCCUGGCACUGCUGGUGUUUGCGCUUCUCGAAGCGUCCGCUGCCAAGAAGUUCACCAGGUGCGAGCUGGCUUCUGCGCUGGUGAGGGGCGGCGUUCCCAAACCGCAGAUUCCUGACUGGAUCUGCCUGGCUCAAGCUGAAAGUAGCUUGAACUCGAGGGCCACAAACAGGAACAAAAAUGGAAGCACCGACUUCGGAAUUUUUCAGAUAAACAACGGCUAUUGGUGCAGUCCUGGAAGACACAACCUGUGCAAGGUAUCCUGCUCGGCCUUGCAGUCGGACAACAUAGGGCCGUCCAUCAAAUGUGCCAGGCAGAUCUAUAGGAGUUCUGGCUUCAAAGCAUGGUACGGAUGGAGAAACAAGUGCCGAGGAAAGAACUUGAGCUCGUAUGUCAAGGGAUGUAGGUACUGAUUUCUUCAAGGUCCUUGCGUAUCAAAGUUGACCCAAGGCAAUGAAGAUGAUGCGAGCCGCGUCUACCUCUACCUUUACCCACCGUUCUAGUCAGGCCAAGUUGGUGAUCAAGUCAACGCUCAUUUAGCUAAAUCGGCUUGCC
Ixodes scapularis (black-legged tick) is the source of this 607-nucleotide messenger RNA. RefSeq names its product lysozyme c-1-like. The record is from RefSeq and is a predicted model, not a curated record. Gene Ontology annotation, molecular function: lysozyme activity. Lineage: Eukaryota; Metazoa; Arthropoda; Arachnida; Ixodida; Ixodidae. Bases 46 to 465 code for a protein of 139 amino acids. The transcript is spliced from 5 exons.